AUGGCCAGAGGAGCAGAGGAGUUAGUGGUGUUUUGGAAAGAAUGGGGGAUCCAGGCACUGGUGCUGCUAAGCUUCACGCUGCAGGUGAUUCUCCUCAUCACGGCGGAGAUCCGUCCGCUCAUAGACUCCGGCAUGCUCAGAGCCAUCGUUUGGUUGGCGUACCAGCUCGCCGACACGACGGCCAUAUACGUUUUGGGCCACAUGUCUGUGAUCGGCAGUCAGAGUUUGCCUGAGCACCAGCUGAUGGCGUUUUGGGCGCCGUUCCUGCUGCUUCACCUUGGUGGCCAGGACAACAUCACCGCAUACUCCAUCGAAGACAACCGGCUGUGGAUGCGACACCUCCAGAUUUUUGCGGUGCAGGUGCUGGCAGCUGGCUAUGUCCUCUAUGAGUCCUCUCUUGUGCUCCAUCAGACUUUGCUCCGUCAGGCUGCCAUCCUGAUGUUUGUGGUUGGUGUUGUCAAGUACGGGGAGAGAGUAUGGGCGCUCAAGCGUGCUAGCAGUAGUAACCUAUCGGGCAAGAAUUAUCAGAGUUUUGGCACUGUGCAUAUCAGAAAUCGCGGUGUCUCUGUGAUAAUUUCAGGCCACAACUACGGAGUGAUGCCGGCUCACCAGCUAUUGUGUUUCCCUAUGCAUUUGUUGAAGGGACCGUUGCCUCUUGUAGCACUUGGAAUGACAGUGCUGGAAUAUGAGUGGAGCUCAUUAUACCAGAUGGCUGAGGUGCAGCUUUCGAUCAUGUACGACAUCUUCUACAGUAAGGCCCCGGUGAUCCACACCUGGUAUGGGAUUUGCAUCCGUGUCAUGUCGCCAUUGGCCACUAUCACCGCAUUCAUGUUGUUGCGUCGAUUCAGCGACGAAGAUGGUGACAAGUACAACGCAGUAGAUGUCGCUGGCACCUAUGUUUUGCUGGCUGGCGCCAUCAUCCUGGAGAUCACAUCAUUGCUGCGAGCCAUGUUCUCCAGCUGGGCACAAGCAGCUGUGUUAACAAUUCAGCCUUUUCAAAGGUAUGGUGGGAAUAGUUGCGUUGGAUUAGUUAAGAAGACAUUUUGCAGCUAUCUUCUGUAUCUGGUUAGCUUGCCCCGGGCUCUCCUUAGUUAUGCAAUGUCAAAUGCAGGACUGCCAUUGCGGUAUUGGUCGGGCUCCAUGGGGCAGCACAACUUUAUCCACCUGUGCACCGAUAGCAGGGACAAUCGGAGCAGCAAAAUCGCAAGGUGGAUGGGACGUGAGGACUUGUGGAACAUGCUGGUUUACACUCAGUCCAUUCCAGUUCCAGAAGAUUUCAGCCAUCUGCUUGACAGACAACUGCGGCGAAGCGUGAGCAUCAUCAAAGAGAGCCCAGAUCACAUCCAAAACUCACGGGGCCAGGCGGCACUGAAGAGGAUGGGAAUACCGCAAGAGGAACUAGUCAGCUGGAGCGUGGGCAUCGAACUGGACGAGAGCAUCCUCGUGUGGCACAUCGCCACUCAUGUCUACCUUAGUUGGCACGAUGAGAGAUACCCGCCCCGGCCAGCUCUUGCUGACACGAUUCAGGUGCUCUCCAACUACAUGUUUUUCCUGCUCGCCGCACGCCCACACAUGCUGCCCAACAAUGCUAGUCGCCAGAGGUAUAUCGAAUUGUGCAAUAAGGUGGUAAACUGUCUCAAGUAUAGCUCAGCAGAAGAUCUGGUCAGUUUAAUACGGGAGCGUGGGAAAGCACUUGAUACUCCUGAGAUUGCUCAGACACUGGAACAUGAUCCAUCUCGGUCUAGCUGUUCGGCUGAGGAGACUAAUGGGGCAUUGCAAGAGAACUUAACAUUUGACAGAGCAUCUCAGCUUGGCGAAAAGCUGAUAGACAUGACGUUAGAUACACCUGCUACAAGUGCUGACAUGUUGGACCUCAUCUCUCAAGUGUGGAUGGAGAUGCUGUGCUACGUGAGCUACAGGUGCACACCAGAUUCCCAUGCCAGACAACUCAGCAACGGCGGAGAGAUCACGACCGUCGUUGCUAUUCUCAUGGAAUACAUGAAAUCGGAUAUCUUUGACUCCAAACGUGUUGGACUCACAGCAUCCGAUCGUCCAUAG
Molecule: messenger RNA, 2058 nt
Organism: Triticum turgidum subsp. durum (durum wheat)
Lineage: Eukaryota; Viridiplantae; Streptophyta; Magnoliopsida; Poales; Poaceae
Source: the annotation of a GenBank genome assembly